AUGAUUUCCCCUAUCUUCUUCGUUGUUUCUUUAAUUGUUUCAUGUUUCUAUGCUUCAAACGUCCAAGACUUCUGUGUUGCAGACUACACUGCCCCCCAAGGCCCUGCAGGCUACCCAUGCAAAGACCCUGCAAGGGCCACCGUAGAUGACUUCGUCCGCUCGGGUUUUGGGGUGCCGUCUAACACUUCAAACGUGUACAAGUUUGGAUUCACACCUGCAUUUGCAUUUAACCUCCCUGGUCUCAAUGGCCUCGGCGUUUCCUUGGGCCGCGCAGACGUGGAAGUUGGUGGCGUUGUCUCCAUCCACUCUCACCCCGGAGCUACCGAACUGGUGGUUGUUGCAGAAGGAAGUUCGAUAAUCGGCGGGUUUAUUGCCUCGAACAACAAGGUCUAUCAAAAGAUCCUCAACAAGGGUGACACUAUGGUUCUUCCUCAAGGCUUGUAUCACUUCUUUGUCAAUCAGGGUACGACUCCGGGCAUCAUAUAUGCUGCUUUCAGUACUGAAGGCCCAACCGUGCAGCUAAUGGACCCAUCACUUUUCAAAAAUGAUUUGGCUUCUGAUAUCAUGGAAAAGACUACUUUGCUUGAUGCUCCUCAGAUCCAGAAACUCAAAAAACUCUUUGGUGGCACUAAUUGA
This is a messenger RNA of Argentina anserina (silverweed cinquefoil), 636 nucleotides long. RefSeq names its product auxin-binding protein ABP19b-like. The coding region runs from base 1 to 636 and encodes 211 amino acids. NCBI's taxonomy places the organism in Eukaryota, Viridiplantae, Streptophyta, Magnoliopsida, Rosales, Rosaceae. The transcript has a single exon. Gene Ontology annotation, cellular component: cell wall. Gene Ontology annotation, molecular function: manganese ion binding. The record is from RefSeq and is a predicted model, not a curated record.